Nannospalax galili (Upper Galilee mountains blind mole rat) is the source of this 1485-nucleotide messenger RNA. Its product is annotated as mitotic-spindle organizing protein 2. Gene Ontology annotation, cellular component: centrosome; spindle. Lineage: Eukaryota; Metazoa; Chordata; Mammalia; Rodentia; Spalacidae. Bases 266 to 727 code for a protein of 153 amino acids. The record is from RefSeq and is a predicted model, not a curated record. The transcript is spliced from 3 exons.
AGCUUUCCAAGCAGCAGCCCCAUGCCCAACACACUGCCCAGCACACAGCAGGCGCUUCGUGCAAGGCAAGGAAUGGACUGGCAGUGUAAAGACCUCUGGGGAUUCUGCGCCAGGUGCUGGAGCUGCAGGGCUGGACCGGCGGGGACGUUGCAUGGAGGAGGGUAGGCAAUAGGGGGCGCUGUGGGGUCGCCUGGCGGGCCACAGCCGCGCAGAACCCUGGGCUGGGUUGAGCAGGGCCCAGGGCUCCUUCCUGUCGGAGGUGCGGAUGGCGGCUGGCGGCGGGGCUGGACUCGGGGCAUCCACCGGGCUGGAGGCGGCGACGCUGCAGAAGCUGGCGCUUCGGCGGAAGAAGGUGCUGGGCGCGGAGGACAUGGAGCUGUACGAGCUGGCGCAGGCUGCGGGCGCCGCCGUCGACCCCGACGUGUUCAAGAUCCUGGUGGACUUGCUGAAUAUGAACGUGGCUCCCCUCGCCGUCUUCCAGAUGCUGAAGGCCAUGUGUGUUGGGCAGCGGCUGGCGAGCGAGCCCCAGGACUCUGUCUCCAUGACUCUGCCCACUUCAGAGACCCGAGGGAGAAACAGAGGCGGCCCCAUUCUCGGCAGUGCACCUACAUUGGCAGAACGUGGCAGCCGAGAAGGAUCCAUGCAGAGGAUCCCCCGCCAGCCCAGUGCUACCAGACUGCCCAAGGUGGGCGGGCCAGGGAAGAGCACCUCCCGAGGCAGCUCAUAGGCAGAACAGAGGCUGCACUUGGCACCACUGUCCUAAUCCUUCUGAGAAGCAGAGCAUCUGGAUGGACAUUCUCUACCAUGUUUGGAUAUUAUUAAAGCACAGAAUUUGAGUGAGUUCUACAUGCAGUCCUAGUUUUGCUACAGCUGAAAUAGCUAGGAAACAAACCAGUGAUUUUUAUCUUUUUGGACCUUAUUUUGGGUCUGAGAAAAUAUGUGUGCCUCUGGGUCUUUUAUAAACAGCCAACAUACUUCCCUCGGUAUAAAGAGUUCCCUACAAGACCAACCUGUCACAAUGCUGUCAGGCAGUGUGACCACACAGUGAACUGUUAUAGCCUGUGAUCCGAAAAUGCCCCAAACAUAUAGACAGACAGAUGAGUCUAGAGAAGGAAAGAUAGAUUUAUUACGGCCGGGCUACACUCUUUCCUAAAGGGUCCAAGAGUAGCACUAAGCCUAAGCACUCUGGCUCUUUUUAUUUUGAUCAUGUUGCUAGGCAAGCAAGCAGAAUACAGAAGCUAAUCAUUGAGUGUUAAGCUUGAGCAAACAUUAUCAAGGAAAUACAUAAGAAAAUACAAUUUUCCAUCCAAACCCCCUGCCCAAACCAUAGUACAUCUGCAUGCCUUCCUCCUCAUUCAUAAACAGACAUUAUCAAUCUUAUUAUUUACCUUGCCUUUUCUGGUCACAAAAUUUCCUCUAGGGGGGUUUUGUUGUAUAGCAAUUGUAUCCUAGAAAUAAAGUUUCUCUAAGUCUUCCAACCAGAAA